UGUGUCCCUGUCCCUGCACAUCCCUUUCCAUGUGUGUCCCUGUCCAUGUGUGUCCAUGUCCCUGUGUGUCCAUGUCCCUGCAUAUCCCUUUCCAUGUGUGUCCAUGUCCAUGUCCCUUUCCAUGUGUAUCUCUGUCCCUGUGUGUCUCUGUCCCUGUGUGUCCCAGUCCACACGUUCUUCUCCCUGCGUGUCCCUCUGCAAACCUGUCCCUCUCCAUGUGUCCCUCUCCAUGUGUCCCUGUAUGUCCCAGUCCAUGUGUGUCUCUCUCCAUGCAUGCCCUUCUUCCUUGUGUCCCUUUCCAUGUGUGUUCCUGUCCAUGUCCCUAUCCCUUCGUGUCCCUGUCCCUGCGUGUCCCUCUCCACACCUGCCCUUCUCCACGUGUGUCCCUCUCCAUGUGUGUCCCUAUCCAUCUGUAUGUCCCUGUGUGUCCCUUUCCAUGCGUGUCCCUGCCCCUGUGUGUCCCUGUCCAUGUCCCUCUCGUGUCCCUCCCCAUGCGUGUCUCUUGUCUCUGUCUCUGUCCCUCUCUCUACGAGUCCCUGUCCCCGCGUGUCCCUGCUCGUUGUGGCCAUUCCCAGACCCGCAAUUCCAGCCGGGCAGGGCGCUCCGUGUGCCCGUUCCCAGCCAGGAAAGGCGCUCCCGGUGCCCAUUCCCGGCCCCGCAGUUCAUUCCCGGCCGGGCAGGGCGCUCCCGGUGCCCAUUCCCGGCCCCGCAGUUCAUUCCCGGCCGGGCAGGGCGGUCCCGGUGCCCAUUCCCGGCCCCGCAGUUCAUUCCCGGCCGGGCAGGGCGCUCCCGGUGCCCAUUCCCGGCCCCGCAGUUCAUUCCCGGCCGGGCAGGGCGGUCCCGGUGCCCAUUCCCGGCCCCGCAGUUCAUUCCCGGCCGGGCAGGGCGGUCCCGGUGCCCAUUCCCGGCCCCGCAGUUCAUUCCCGGCCGGGCAGGGCGGUCCCGGUGCCCAUUCCCGGCCCCGCAGUUCAUUCCCGGCCGGGCAGGGCGGUCCCGGUGCCCAUUCCCGGCCCCGCAGUUCAUUCCCGGCCGGGCAGGGCGGUCCCGGUGCCCAUUCCCGGCCCCGCAGUUCAUUCCCGGCCGGGCAGGGCGGUCCCGGUGCCGCAGCGGCCGGAGGCGGCGGGAGGGGCGGCACCGCCGCUUCCCCGGAGCUUUCGCUUUCGUUUCCUUGUCGGGCCUGCUCACUCCGGGCCCUUCCCGGUGAGAUCCCCUUCCCUGUAG
Messenger RNA from Ficedula albicollis (Collared flycatcher), 1221 nucleotides. RefSeq names its product formin-2-like. NCBI's taxonomy places the organism in Eukaryota, Metazoa, Chordata, Aves, Passeriformes, Muscicapidae. The transcript is spliced from 2 exons. The coding region runs from base 46 to 1221 and encodes 391 amino acids. The record is from RefSeq and is a predicted model, not a curated record.